GAGGUUUUGAUCUCCAGCAGCAUCAUGCCUGAACCAGCGAAGUCCGCGCCGCAGAAAGGAUCCAAGAAGGCCGUCACUAAGACCGCCGCGAAAGGAGGAAAGAAGCGCAGAAAGUCCAGGAAGGAGAGUUACGCCAUCUACGUGUACAAAGUGCUGAAGCAGGUUCAUCCUGACACCGGGAUCUCUUCGAAGGCGAUGGGCAUCAUGAACUCUUUCGUGAACGACAUCUUCGAGCGCAUCGCCGGUGAGUCGUCUCGUCUCGCUCACUACAACAAGCGCUCCACCAUCACUUCCCGAGAGAUCCAGACCGCCGUGCGUUUGCUGCUGCCCGGGGAGCUGGCCAAACACGCCGUGUCUGAGGGCACGAAGGCCGUCACCAAGUACACCAGCUCCAAGUAGAGCUCCGCUGCAGCUCUCUCACACAAAGGCUCUUUUAAGAGCCACACAGCUUCUCCUUAAAAGAGCUACUGACAUUUGUAUGGAAAGCUCACGGCGUGAAUGGUUUUAAUUUUAAAGUUUAUGGGUGUUUGGUGUCUCUUCAAAAUGUUAAGUCAACUGGUAUGUUUAAAGUUGGUUAUUUUGCUAAUUAGUUGAACGACUUCUUAAUUGGAG
This is a messenger RNA of Cyprinus carpio (common carp), 612 nucleotides long. RefSeq names its product histone H2B. The record is from RefSeq and is a predicted model, not a curated record. Gene Ontology annotation, molecular function: protein heterodimerization activity; structural constituent of chromatin; DNA binding. NCBI's taxonomy places the organism in Eukaryota, Metazoa, Chordata, Actinopteri, Cypriniformes, Cyprinidae. Gene Ontology annotation, cellular component: nucleosome. The transcript has a single exon. The coding region runs from base 25 to 399 and encodes 124 amino acids.